Molecule: messenger RNA, 4023 nt
Organism: Carya illinoinensis
Lineage: Eukaryota; Viridiplantae; Streptophyta; Magnoliopsida; Fagales; Juglandaceae
Product: disease resistance protein RPV1-like
Exons: 5
Coding region: 118-3354 (1078 amino acids)
Biological process (GO): defense response; signal transduction
Molecular function (GO): ADP binding; ATP hydrolysis activity
Source: RefSeq, a predicted model, not a curated record
UAUGAUACAGAUCACCUCAGGAUAUCUUCAUUGUUCUUCUUAUUGUCUAAGCCCGCAAAUUACCAAUAUUCCCACCUUCCACAAUUAAGCUUCUAAAUCUCUCGCACUGCAAUAUUCAUGGCCACUCAAAGACCCUCUUCAUCCACAAAUUCCGAAGAUACUAGGAAAAGAAAAAGAGACAAUUCAUCUUGUUCGGAAGAAGAUGAAAAAAUCAUAUCCUCUUCCUCCCCUUCUUCCUCGACACCUCGAUCAAAAUAUGAUGUUUUCCUUAAUUUCUAUGGUGAAGACACUCGCAGGAGUUUCACGGAUCAUCUCUAUUUUGAUUUAAAACGGAAAGGUAUUCUCGUUUUUAGAGAUGACGAAUCACUGGAGCGAGGAAAAUCCAUUUCUCCCGAGCUUAUGCAAGCAAUUCAAGAAUCCCAAUAUGCCAUCGUCAUUUUUUCAGCAAAUUAUGCUUCUUCCAAAUGGUGCCUCCAGGAACUUGCCGAGAUCGUUGAAUGGGAGGAAAAGAAGAAUCUCAGAAUUAUUCCUAUUUUCUAUCGUGUGAAUCCUUCAGAUGUAAGAAAUCAAACAGGGAAUUUUGCAGAAGCUUUCGCUGCACAUGAAGAAGAUCUCAAGUUAGACAUCAAAGAGAUUGAUACGUGGAGAAAUGCCUGCAGAAAAGUCGGUAAUAUUUCCGGAGAGCACAUAAAUGGGGACAGGUACGAGUCAACAAUUAUACAACAAAUCAGUGGAAUUAUAUUCUACAAUUAUACAAUGCUAAAUAUUCUAAUUCAUGAUAACCAGAAAAUUGUUGGAAUAAACUCCCAUGUAGAGGAAAUGACGAACUUAUUGCAUAUGGAAUCGAAUGACGUUCGCUUCUUAGGAAUUCAUGGGAUGGGUGGCGUUGGUAAAACAACAUUGGCCGAAAUAAUUUAUUAUAGAUUUUCUUGUCGAUUCGAAGGAAGCAGCUUUAUUUCUUGUACUGGAGAAAAAUCUACUGCUGCUCCUAAUCUAGCUUCUUUACAAAAACAACUUCUUUCUAUGAUCAUGCAACAAGAAAUACAUAUAUGGGAUCAUCGCGACGGAAUCAUGUUGAUGAGAAACAGGUUGCGGAAUAAAAAGGUUCUUAUCAUCCUUGAUGAUGUGAAUUGUGAAAAGCUACUGCCGGCAUUAGCAGGGGAUCCGAAAUGGUUUGGUCUAGGGAGUAGGGUGAUUAUAACAUGCAGAGAUAGUCACCUGUUGAAAAGAAAUAAAGUGAAUGGUAUGUGUGAGGUUCAGCUGCUUCAAACCGCCGAUGCUUUGCAACUCUUUAGUUUGUCAGCCUUCGACAAAACCAAUCCUCCAGAGAAUUACAAGGAUCUAUCUAUGGAUUUUGUGAGUUAUGCUGGAGGCCUUCCUUUAGCUCUUAAAGUUUUGGGUCGCUUCUUAUUUGGGAGAACAAUAGAUUUAUGGAAAAGUGCUAGGGAUAACUUGGAAGCGAUUCCUAAAACUGAAAUUUUUGAUAUUCUUAAAUUAAGUUUUGAUGGGCUGGAGGAAUCGCAGAAAAAAUUGUUUUUGGAUCUGGCGUGUUUUUUUGACACAGUAAUGUCGCUGGCAGGCAUCCAUACUGCAGGUUAUUCCGUAUCGUCGCUGCUAAGCAUCAACUUUAAAUAUUUUAUGGAAAUAUAUCUAGCCAUCGACUUUGAGGUUCUCGUCGACAAGUCCCUCCUAAGCAAACAAGAAUAUUCUGGUGUUAGGUACUUCAUGCAUGAUUUGCUAGAAAAAAUGGGUCAGGAAAUAGUUAGCCUCGAAUGUCCUAAAGAAGCUGGUCGACGUAGUAGACUGUUUCGUGAAGAGGAUGUCUUGGACGUGCUGAAGAAUGAUACUGGAACUAAUGCAAUUGAAAGCAUAUUCCUCGAUUCUUGUUGGUCAACAAAAGAGAGACUCAAUGCCAAAGCAUUCUCAAAGAUGAGAAAUUUGAGAUUACUUCAUUUCGGGUGUUUUGAAUCUAUAACAUGGGAUGGAAAUCCUUUAAAAUACAUACCAAGCGAUAAGUUGCGAUUCCUAAGCUGGUUUCAAUGUCCUUCGAAAUCCUGGCCGAGCAGUUUCCAACCAAAAAAUCUUAAUGUACUAAGCAUGCGUGCCAGCGGGUUCAAACAACUUUGGAAGGGAUUGAUGGUUUUAGACAAUUUGAAGUACUUAAAUCUAAGUGGUUCUCAGGAAUUAAUUGAAACACCAGAUUUGAGUGGAGCUCUAAAUCUUGAGGAAAUAGAUUUUUCAGAUUGUGAAAGCUUGUGUAAGGUCCACCCAUCUAUCGGAUUUCUCAAACGACUAAAAGAUUUGAGUUUAAACGGAUGUUCAAGACUUGGGAAUUUCCCGAAUAUUCAGGGAGAUAUGAUAUCUCUAAAGAGCUUGAGAUUACCAUCAUCGGAAGUCUCAAUUUUUCCGAGUGUUAUUUGUAGUUUGUCAUCUCUUGAAUGUCUCUGCUUGGAUGAUCGGCCAAGCCUUGAGAAAUUUCCAGACCUGAGUAGGUUGAAAAGCUUGAAGGAAUUUCGGGCAUACGGAACUGCUAUAACACAAAUACCAUCUACCAAUCUACUCCCCAAGAGCAUCCGUUGCUUUGAACUCGUAGGAGAAAAGAGGAUGCCACGUGAAUCAAGAGAUUCGGAUAUGUUCAUUAAUGACUGCUCUUUGCCGAAACAAAGCUCAUAUCCCACCAAUCGUGAUAUCGGAUCACCUGUAGAAUAUGAGACGGAAUGGAUGCAUAUUCGAUGUGACGAUGAUGGCUUUGAGGUGUCGAUAAAACGGUGUUCAUUGGGAUCUAGAAUCCCGGAGUGGGUCCACAAUAAAAGUAAUGGCUCCUCUCUUUUUUUUGACGUGUGUAAUGGCUCCUCUCCAAAGAUAGAGUCGGAUGGUGAUACAGAGUCGGAUGGUGAUACAGAGUCAGAUGGUGGUACGCUGUCGGUGCGGGGGAUUGCUAUCUUUAUUGUUUGUCAAUUCCAUUCAAUUCGUCCGGUUAAUUUCUCCGGAUAUGAAAUGGUGACGUUUCCAAUUUCGUUGGAUGACGGUACUCCAGAAAAUCCUUUUCCCGAAUUUGAGUUUGGACUUUCCACGGACGUCAUUUUGGAUAAGCCAAUUGUAUUAUGUCAGUAUUUAUGGGAUCCGACAGAUUGGGAAAUCUGGAAAUUGAAGAGUCUGGAUAAACGAAAGAUUUCCAUUGUAGAAAAAUUUGAGCAGUUUGACGAUCAUACUUCAUUUAUGAAAGUAGAAGUGAAAGAAUGGGGAUUGCAUUUCGUAUGUCCGGAUGAUCAUGGUGCUCUUGGUUUGGGAUCAGAUUUAGAAUCCUUCUUCAGUUUUAUUUAUUCUACUCCUGAUGAACUUGAUGAAGAUUAGAUUCAUCAAGAGUACCUCUUUAAAGCUUAGUCCUUUGAGUAAUGGCUUGGCAUUGUUUAUUUUGGGAAUAAAAGAUGAUCACCAUUUUGUACCUGAAAUAUCUCAAUUCCAUUGACGAUGUCGAAGUGAGAUUUUAUGCAGACAAUCACCCAACCAGCUUUUCUUCUGUCAUGUUUCUGGUACGUUAUGCUACCUCUUUGCUUCAUCUCAAACUUGGAUCUCUAUAAAACAUGCAGUAUUUAGUCGUUUCUGCUUUUGUCUGUUUUUAAUAUGAAAAAUAUGGUUAAAUGUUAUGUGCAUGGAAGUGAUCAUCAGGGAAACUUCAACUGCCAAAACGUGGGACAAUACUUGACAUGGAAUUGCUGCAUGAUGCGAAAUGAAGAUUCGGUUCAACAGGAGUCCUUUAUAAAAGUUACCUUUUUGAGUUUUGAGUAUUGGCUUUGGUAUUGCUUCUUGGGAAUAGAAGAUGUUAACCAUUUUGUUUACAAGUUAGAGUCAAAUUUCCAAUUGGUUUGUUUUAACUUGCCUCAUUUAAGCACUAGGAGUAAUAAGUUAAUUAGGGGAGCCAAAAUAUAUUAUUAUAUAAGAGAUUGUUUUCUUUUGAGAGAUUCAGAAUUUCUCAUGUAUAUGAAUUGUUUAAUUUUCCUAUUAAUCAAUUCCAAUUCUGCA